Nasonia vitripennis (jewel wasp) is the source of this 1179-nucleotide messenger RNA. It is a transcript of the gene Gr23, whose product is annotated as gustatory receptor 23. NCBI's taxonomy places the organism in Eukaryota, Metazoa, Arthropoda, Insecta, Hymenoptera, Pteromalidae. Gene Ontology annotation, biological process: sensory perception of taste. Gene Ontology annotation, cellular component: dendrite; axon; membrane. The transcript has 4 exons. The record is from RefSeq and is marked inferred. Bases 1 to 1179 code for a protein of 392 amino acids.
AUGAAAAUGUGGUCCACACACUGCUUUCUUUUCAACUUCGACGAGAUGUUCCUCAAGUCCCUGUUCUAUUUCUACAAAAUUUUCGGCGUCGCACCAAUGACCCUCGAUUCGACGAAGAAUCGGCCAAGCGACGUCUCAUUCGCAUAUUCAAAAUUUGGAAUACUCUACAAUCUAUUUCUCGUCAUUUUGACAAUCUUCGCUUUCUACCAAUGCGCCAUACUGGUUCACUUUGACGUCAGCGUUGGAAUGGAUUUCCAGAGGUUCGUCAACACGACGCACCUCAUUUUCUUCGUUUUCACGACUCUGAUCGUUCUGAUCAUCUUCUGCGUUCGCCAAGAGAGGGCUGUGGCCCUGGCUAACAGACUUUCUUCGAUUUAUUAUUUAAACAAAAAUAUAAAGUUGAGCGCGAUAUUACCGAGUAUCAAGGGCAUUGUGUCGAUGACCUUCAUAACAACAAUCAUGUGGUUAGUCACUACUCCAUACGAUGAUGCUCAUCUCCUGACAUACUACGUAGCGAUCAGCCUCUACAACUUCGUCAUCAAUUCCGUGUUCCUGCAGUAUAGCGUCCUCCUGAAGCUUCUGUAUCACCUGUACCGAUCUCUCAAUACCGAUCUGCGUUCGCUUCUCGAAUCCCUCGAUAUCGCGAUCGAGAUGGACAGACAUUCGAACAACGAGAUCAAGCUAACGUCGGGUAGACUGAAGAGGUUGCGAGAAAUUCACAUGCUUCUGUGCCACUUGUCCGGAGACGUUGCCGAUUUUUACUCGCUGCCGAUCUUCUUCUGCAUCACCAACGCCUUUUUCGUGUUGAUCAUAUACAGCUACUACGUUUUCAGGGGUUUCGCAAUCGCUAUUAUGCCGGUUUUGGUAACUGUGCAUUGCACGACUAUGAUGGUCGUGAUCGUUGUCUCUUUAACGAUCCUACUGCGGACCGCCAGUGUCACGGCUGCCGAGAGCAGAGUAUCAGGGGAGAUCGUGAGCGAAUCGAUGGCCAGCUGCUCGAACCAAUUCAUAGGACGACAGUUGGAAGUAUUGUCGAUUUACUUUCUCCAUAAGAACGUAAAAUUCUGCGUCUUUAAUCUUUAUUCUCUUGACGAAUCUCUAUUGAUGUCGAUAGUAGGUGUUAUAACGACGUAUCUGAUGAUACUUCUUCAAUUAGAUGGCAGUUCCAAUUGUAAAUGA